Messenger RNA from Epinephelus moara (kelp grouper), 807 nucleotides. RefSeq names its product prostaglandin E synthase (gene ptges). Gene Ontology annotation, biological process: prostaglandin biosynthetic process. The record is from RefSeq and is a predicted model, not a curated record. The coding region runs from base 94 to 543 and encodes 149 amino acids. Gene Ontology annotation, cellular component: membrane. The transcript has 3 exons. Gene Ontology annotation, molecular function: prostaglandin-E synthase activity. Lineage: Eukaryota; Metazoa; Chordata; Actinopteri; Perciformes; Serranidae.
AUUUUUAGCAGCUUUACGCACGCACGCACCAACCUGAGAGCUCCUCUUCCAUUUCAGCGCAGUUCACUUUGGAUCAUUAAAGAAAGCCAAGCCAUGGCAGUCAUGAUAAGAAAUGAGGUUUUCUCCUGUUUUGUUUUCUACGGAGUGCUUCUGGUGAUCAAAAUGUACGUGAUAGCGAUAAUAACGGGACAAGUAAGGCUGCGCAAAAAGGCAUUUGCCAACCCUGAGGACGCACUGAGACACGGAGGUUUACAGUUCCACAGAGAGGAUCCCGACGUGGAAAGAUGCCGGAGAGCUCAUUUUAACGACAUGGAGAACAUCCUCCCCUUCCUCUUCCUGGGUGCUAUCUACUCCAUGACUGGACCCUCACUGGCUGUGGCCCGCCUUCACUUCCUUGUCUUCUUCAUGGGUCGUGUGCUGCACAGCAUCGCCUACCUGUUGGCCCUGCGAGCACCGACUCGCUCUCUGGCCUACAUUGUCGCACAGGUACCUUGUUUCUCUAUGGCUCUGCAGAUCCUCACGGUGGUCGCAGCAUAUGCCUGAAUAUCCACAAAGAGAGAACUAGAGGUGUUGUUCUGGCUGGAAAGAUGGCAGUUACGAUCCGUGACCUGGGUCAGAGAAAGCAGGAGGAGGAUACCGGAGAGGCCUCCUGGGAGGGAGAACAUAAAAGACAAGAAUGUCAGUGAGAGUGCAAUACAAGGUGUGUGAUUACACCACAGCCUGGUUUUGAGAGACUUUGUUAGUAUUGUUAUCGUCCUAUUUACAUCUCUGAAAUGUGAGAAUGUCUUAAAAGUUAUUUGAAGUUGU